AUGUUCAAACUUAAAAGGAUUUUGGAGCUGAUUUUGAGAUCAAGCCCCAGUGAUGAAACCAGUCUAGGAAUUAGCAUUAAAGCAACCAAGUCUCUUUAUGGUAAACAGAACAAAGUCUGGUUCUAUGUUAAAGUUUUCUCAAGUGUCACUGUUACAAAAGGAUGUUUGGAUGGUUUGCCUAAAGACAGCAAGCUGAUUGCUUUGCUGGAAGCUCUUGGCGGUGUUCAAAAAGAGAGCCACCUGUGUCUCCAACAUACAGCACAGCAACAGCUUGGUACUCAGCUGUGUAAUGGUCAAAGUCAGUAUGCCACCAGCCUCUCUGAGCAACCACUCACACAAAUGUUGUCGGUAGAGUAUAGUCAAACUGGGGGAACGGGGAAUGUUGGAACACUGCAACAGAAUCUUGUACUCGAUCAUGGUGGAGGGCUGGUGGUACAGACAGAAACUUUUAAGUCCAAGUCUAUGGAUGGGACUGUGAUAUAUCUCAGGAUACAGACGGACACUAUGCAAAUGUUCGAGGAAGGCAAAAAGAUUCACAACUUCCUGUCACUUGUCCGUAUCUUCAGACCUCAGUUUGAUCUGUCCUUCUACAUGCGGGCUGGUGAUGCGGUGUCAAAAACUUCUUUUGACCAUUGCAACUGGAAGAUCACACAGCCCAGUGGCUUAUCAGUUGUGGCAGAUCCAAAAUACUUCCUGCAACAGUCAGGACAUGAGAGUCUCAAAACAAACCAUGAUCCAGUCACCUCUGGCCCGCGUUUGCUAGAUGUGAGCGGUAUUACUCCAGGGUUUGGUCAGCUGCCAUCUCUUGAAGUCCAACUGAUGACUGUGGCUCAGUAUUUUCCACUGCAGACUCCAAAAACGAGCUGCUGCAAGGUCACUGUAUCCUUGGCUUAUGAUGUGAUGAAAAAUAUUGAGUCUAAGUAG
Mya arenaria is the source of this 924-nucleotide messenger RNA. RefSeq lists its product as uncharacterized. The transcript is spliced from 8 exons. The record is from RefSeq and is a predicted model, not a curated record. Lineage: Eukaryota; Metazoa; Mollusca; Bivalvia; Myida; Myidae. The coding region runs from base 1 to 924 and encodes 307 amino acids.